This is a messenger RNA of Guyanagaster necrorhizus, 1193 nucleotides long. Its product is annotated as cyclin-like protein. Lineage: Eukaryota; Fungi; Basidiomycota; Agaricomycetes; Agaricales; Physalacriaceae. Gene Ontology annotation, molecular function: cyclin-dependent protein serine/threonine kinase regulator activity. The coding region runs from base 21 to 1106 and encodes 361 amino acids. The transcript is spliced from 7 exons. Gene Ontology annotation, biological process: regulation of transcription by RNA polymerase II. The record is from RefSeq and is a predicted model, not a curated record.
CUCCUCUCCGAGGCCCAGUAAUGCCAAAGGACAUCCAGGCAGGCCAAGCAUCCCAGGUUGCCCGUCCAAAUGCUCCCAAGUCCCAGUGGCUCUUCCCCCUUGAUGCUCUGCGGUCAACUCCAUCAGCUGGCUCCCUAGAAAAGCAGCUCUACGACCGGGCUAGGGGGGUCGAGUUCCUUUACCGUCUCGGGUCUUCACUGCAAUUGCCAGCACCGGCAAUGUUUACCGCCGCAACAUGGUUCCACAGGUUCUACAUGCGUUAUUCCAUGGAUGAUUAUCAUCGACAAGACGUUGCCGCUUCUUGUAUAUUUUUGGCCACCAAGACAGAGGAAUGCGGUCGAAAGCUUCGUGAUGUUGCCCGCGUUUGUCAGUCCAAAGUAAGUGGGAAGGACGUGGCUGAAAUUCCCGACACUAGCAAGGAAGUCGAGAACUGCCAGACGGCAAUCCUACUGACAGAGGAGGUGUUGCUGGAAGCUCUUUGUUUCGAUUUUGUGGUUGAAAGUCCCCAUGCGGAAUUAGUAGACUUAUUCAACUCACACGAUCCGGAUAUCUUAGCGCAAGAAUAUGCGUGGACUAUUGCCCACGACUCGUACCGAACUCCACUCUGUCUAUUAUAUUCUCCCCGCAUUAUUGCUGCCGCGUGUUUUGUUCUUGCUCAGCGUGUGGUGGACGGCCCAAAUUCUUCUUCCCUUGAUUCACGCAUAUCCUCUACCCCUCCAUCUGCGUCUCUUCCCACACCGCCCUCUAAUAAGCCGCCAUCACCAGACCGAUCCAGAUUUGCCUUGGAGUAUUUUGCUUUCAAUGAAGAGGAACUUACUUCUCUUGCUGAUACCCUACGCAUCCUGAUUGAAUUCUACUCUGUUCAAGACAACACCAUGCAUCCGCACCUCUCAACUAUUGCCACCAUUCCUGCCCCAACUAUCACCCCGCCGCAGGCCAAUUUGUACGCUUCCUUUUCACGAUUGUCCGGGGUCACUCCCGCGGAUUCUUCCCGCCCGGACACUGGUCUUGGACGAACCCCAAAUUCAUCUCACGGAGGACAGACCCCGGAAGUCAAUGAUAAUUCUCAGACGCCGAAUGGCAACCCACUGGAUUCUAGCUCGUAAAAUGGGACCACGCUAGGCACCCAUGAUGGACCGUGGGGGACCUACAGACUGUCAAUUUGUUAUGCCAACCUUAAAUCUUGUCCUCGG